AUGGGCCCCGACAGAGUGACAGCCAGGGAACUGUGUGAAAAUGACGACCUCGCCACCAGCCUCGUCCUGGACCCCUACCUCGGCUUCCGCACCCACAAGAUGAACGUCAGCCCCGUGCCCCCCCUGCGGCGACAGCACCACCUGCGCUCAGCGCUGGAGGCCUUCCUGAGGCAGCGGGACCUGGAGGCUGCGUACCGGGCCCUGACGCUGGGAGGCUGGAUGGCCCACUACUUCCAGAGCCGGGGCCCGCGGCAGGAGGCUGCCCUCAAGACCCACAUCUAUCGCUACCUCCGAGCCUUCCUGCCUGAAAGCGGCUUCACCAUCUUGCCCUGUACCCGUUAUUCCAUGGAGACAAAUGGAGCCAAGAUUGUGUCUACCCGUGCUUGGAAAAAGAACGAGAAGUUGGAGCUGCUGGUGGGCUGCAUCGCAGAGCUGCGGGAGGCCGACGAGGGGCUGCUGAGGGCCGGGGAGAACGACUUCAGUAUCAUGUACUCCACCCGCAAGCGCAGCGCUCAGCUGUGGCUCGGCCCGGCCGCCUUCAUCAACCACGACUGCAAACCCAACUGCAAGUUCGUACCUGCAGAUGGGAACGCAGCCUGCGUGAAGGUGCUCCGGGACAUCGAGCCAGGGGACGAGGUGACCUGCUUCUACGGCGAAGGCUUCUUCGGUGAAAAGAAUGAGCACUGUGAAUGCUACACCUGCGAGAGGAGAGGCGAAGGAGCUUUCCGACUGCAGCCCAAGGAGCCCCUGCCACCCCGGCCCCUGGACAAGUAUGAGCUCCGGGAGACAAAGCGGCGGCUGCAGCAGGGCCUAGAUGGCCCCCGGGCCUGUGCCCACCCACCCCCGCUGCGCCGGGACCUGUUCUGCGCUGCCUGCCAGCCCCUGCGCCCCCCGCCCUGCGGCGCCCGCCCCGAUGCCUCACCCCUCUGGCUCCAGUGGCUGCCUCAGCCCCGGCUCCGGGUGCGCCCCCGGAGGCGCCGACGCCCCCAGCCCCGGCGGGCCCCGGCGCCCCCCGUUCUCCGUGCUGCCCGCGUCUCCCUGCACCGAUGGGGAGGCUGUGGCCCCCACUGCUGCCUGCAGGCGGAGGCCCUGGUGGCUCUGGGGCCGGCCUCCCGUGCCCGCUGGGCCCCCCAGCAGGACUGGCACUGGGCCCGGCGCUACGGGCUGCCUUACGUGGUACGUGUGGAUCUGAGCCGUGUGGCCCCGGCCCCGCCUGCCACUGCCACUCCCGUCCCCACUGGGACCCCCGGCCCCAUCCCCAUCCCCAAGCAGGCCCUUGCCUUUGCCCCCUUCUCCCCACCCAAGCGCCUGCGGCUGGUGGUCAGCCAUGGCUCCAUUGACCUGGAUGUCAACGGUGAUGGGCCGUGA
Messenger RNA from Lipotes vexillifer (Yangtze River dolphin), 1368 nucleotides. It is a transcript of the gene KMT5C, whose product is annotated as lysine methyltransferase 5C. The transcript is spliced from 8 exons. Gene Ontology annotation, molecular function: histone H4K20 methyltransferase activity; protein binding. NCBI's taxonomy places the organism in Eukaryota, Metazoa, Chordata, Mammalia, Artiodactyla, Lipotidae. The record is from RefSeq and is a predicted model, not a curated record. Gene Ontology annotation, cellular component: nucleus. The coding region runs from base 1 to 1368 and encodes 455 amino acids.